Molecule: messenger RNA, 2924 nt
Organism: Notodromas monacha
Lineage: Eukaryota; Metazoa; Arthropoda; Ostracoda; Podocopida; Cyprididae
Source: the annotation of a GenBank genome assembly
AUGGGAGUACGAGUGAAAUUUUUGCUCAUAAUGGCAGUAGUCCAUUUUUGCACCGCGAACGCAGGAUCGAACAACAGGGAUGUCGGGACGAGCUACUUCAUCCUGAUGCAUAAUUACAUGCAGAAAUUAAUCGCUCAACGGAUUGCCAAUCGAUUCAAUACUUCUUCCGUAGCAGGAAACAAUCCUGUCUAUCCUCGCAUUGGAGGCGGUGUCAGGGAGACGAACCCAGCAAAUGCGCCGUACAUUGCCAAGAUUGAUCUUUUCAGCGGAAUUCCAUCAAGUUUUUCAUUCACAGUGGGAGUCGGAGCGCUGAUUUCCAAGAGACACGUUCUCACCGCAGCCCUGUUGACAGAUCCAGAGUCCUAUGCAUCAAUAAUAGUUUCGUCAUUUAUUGUCACUCUGGGGCAAGCGACUCCAAGUGAGAUGCAACAGUGGCAAGAGUUCAAUGUCACACUCCCCAACGUGAUUCGACACCAUAAUUACGUCUCGUGGAAUCCUAAUAAACCUUCUUUUGAUAAUUUUAUCAAAAACCAACCGGCAAUUUUGAAAUUGCCCUCUGAUGCCGUGUUGGGCGACACUGUGAACACGAUUCCAGUUGUGCACAAUUCUGGCUUCAGGUACAUUGGACAAGGAGUCACCAUUCUAGACUGGAAUUCAACAGAAGUCAGUAGUAAUGCCGUAAUGUCGGUCACCUUCGUCGUCUGUGAUGACUCUUACGACGAAGUUUCGAGUCCACCGGGGUUUGUCACUGAUGGUCAUGCUCCCGGAGAGGAUGACCCUGGGUCAGAAGAUUUUUCGGAACCCUCGUACACUAACGAAGAUGGGGAAUCCGACCCUGUUGACGAUACUGGUUCCCAAGAGAUCGGUCUCGAUGCAAAUCGCCGGAAGCGGGACUUUGGCUCAAAAGAAAAGUACAUCUUCCGUGUUUUGAGACGUCGUGAUGUCGCCAAUAAGUCGGCUGUUGGAUACGGAGUGAAUAACGAUGACGUGAGGCGCAAGCGACAAAGCAGUUACGGAUACCAGCAUCGGCCUUCUAAUACUUACUCAACCACUCCUUACACGACCACUUACCAGACUUACUCGACAACUUACCCGCGCUACUCCACGACUACUGCACGUUAUUUGUACAGCACGCCCGGUUACAACCAGCAACGACCGAGCAACGGGUAUUCAAGAGUCGUGGGACCACAAACUCAAAAUAAGGCGGCAAAUGAUGUUACUCAAAAUACCGGCGUUCAAGGAGACGCCAUCAGCAGUGCCCCUUUGCAACAACAACAACCUCGACUGACAUCAAAACAAGCACAGCUGAAAGUAGAAACCCAAUUUCAGGCAAAAACCGCACUGGCAACCCCAAAGGCAGCCAAGUUACGUCCAACAGCAUCAGGAACAAUUAGGAAAAAUGUGAAGCCUGAUCAGAGAGUCCAAGUGAACCCAAUACCUGCAGCACCAGCAGAAGAUGCUGAUCUAGUCACUGGUAUUAAUUCAAAGCAAGCUGUAAUCCCGUUGAGUGAGGACCCAGCACCUCUGAACACAGGCCGUAACCCAGGAGUUGAAGGAUCUUGGAUGAAUGCAGGGUGGCCAGUGGGUUUAAGCAUUUUACCCAGCAGUGAUGGCAAUUAUGGACAGGGGUAUUCUAACCAGGACUACAAUAAUAGCCUGAACCCCCAAUACUGGCUCGUACCCGAACUCCCUUGGAACGAUUUGAUGGCGGUGGGGUUCCACAGGCCUGACGGAACGCCUCAUCCAUUGGCCUACGUAUUGCCUCCAUAUUGGAUCAUGAAGGCCUUGAGCGACGAUCGGCCAAUGGUUGACUUCCCAGCGACUCACUUCCAAAACGGGGCGUGGCCUUAUUUCGCUCCGCCUGGAGACUACGUGGACGAAAUGGCGCAAGUGCCUUACCAGUACGAGCAGCCAAUCAGCAGGCAGCAGCCGUACGUCCCACCCGUUGGCAGUGCUGGGUACUCUUUGGGAAAUUAUGGAAACCCCAAUCCUCUGCCGAAUUAUGCAUACAAUUGAACCCUAAAGCAGCUUUUUUUUCUUCCUAUUUGGAAAUUUGUUUUUGUAUUCCUCUAUUUUUCUCUAGAGGAUUGGUUUGCGCAGGGUCAAAACAUUUUUUCUGAGAUCUUUUCUGAAAUCUGACCUUAUUUUGCACUGACCUCAGUUAAGUGCAAAUAAUUUAUCAGAGGAAUUAUGGUACAGAGCAUAACGCUUUGAAGAGUUGAAUUUAGCAGAUUUAUGAAACUGAAUUUGGCAGACAAAGUUUCCAAAUGUUGAACUACAGUCAUGUGUCCCUGAAUUCUAUCCUGGCAGUUUGAUUGAUGAAAGAUUUUUGUGAUGAAGUAUUGAUGAGUUUUAAAAUGAGUUUUAAAAGCUUGUUAAUUCAUCAUGAUACUCCAACUGAGUUACAAUCAUCUUACAUUGUCACAUUAUCCAGGCAAACACAUGGAAAAGUGUUGCCAACACCUCUCUUUAAACUAGAAAGUCAACCUUUUUUGAAUAUUUUUUCAACAUGUAAUAGACAUUCACAGACUUCAAUAUCUUAAUUCACUGGAUAGUGUCCCUGACUGAACACAUAGCGGAACGUGUCUAAAAUAUUAAAUCCGGUGAAUUAAAAAAAUUUCCGGACGAGAACCGUUGAGAGAAAAAAAUGUUAAAGAGGAGUGAUUCCCAUAAAACUUAUUCUUCAUUGUGCAUCUCGGCCAAAUUUUUUCGACUUUUCAGGGAAUCUAAUAUUUUUUUUUAUGGAAGAGAAUAUUUUUGCGUGUUUCUCAUUUUUCUUAUUAUUUGACAUACGGAGGGGACAUUUUUUGCUGGAAGAAUCAUUGGUGAUGGAAUUUAUGUUUGACUUCCGGUUUGUGUGUGUCAAUGUGGUGGAGGGUUUUGGUAGAGGGUUAUAGAGAAUAAAUUUCGCGGUAAAACCAUGC